CACGCACGCACACGUGCACACGGAGACACAACCACGCACACAACCACGCGCACAGAAACACGCGUACACGCAAAGACAAAGGUGCCCCGUGUAGCCGUAAGCACGCGUUGGGGCAAGGCACCUGUUAGCGAGCGCCUAUCAAUUCGGUGCGCGAUGGCCAGCACCACACCCGCCCGCCUUUCCCUCCCCCGUGGCGAUGUUUACACACCGCGCCAGGUACUCAUUUGAGGCUGAGUCGACCUAGGGGAGGGCCCAGGACCGUUUCAGACAAAUCGGCACGGGGGGUCGCCGGGAUCGUAGAGCAAAAGCCCGCUAGCCACGACCCGACCGCUCCCCGCACACUCGCACUCACGCGCUCCGAUAGCCCGCGCAGAGAUCAUUAUCGGCGAGCAGAGAGGAGCACCUACAAGAUAGGAGCGAGGAGAAACGCCUAUUAGCUACACGCACACACUGACACACACUAGCACACACACGCACAUCACACUGGCACACACACACACUGGCGCACACACGCACAUCACACACACGCGCGCGCGCGCAGACACGCAGACAGACAAGGCGGCUAAUAGAAAGUGCUUAGCUGAAUGCUAAAUCAUAUUGCGGCCAGCAAGUGUUAAGAAAGAGCUUUGUUCGGCCAGUGUGCCCACCAGUUAGCACGUGUAGACUGUAGGCUCUCAACAGUACACUGCAAGACGCGUGUUUACGCAUUAAUACGUGAGCGAGUGUGCGCGCGCUCUCCGCUUAAUUGUACCCAACAUAAUGAUAACAUACACACCGCACACACGCACACGCGCAUACUAAUACCAGUUAAUAGAUGUGCAUUAAACCUACCCACACGUAUAUAUGCAGGCGCAUCUUAUGAUACACACAUCUUACAGCACACGCAUGCCUUGCUGUGUCGCUGCACAGCUUUGCCUCGUGCAUUCACACACGCGCCCACAGCGAUCUUUGUUAUCCGACUUAAACACAUGACAUUGUGUGUAUGUAUGUAUAUACUGCACGGUACAUACGUACGUCUUGGGCAUACGCGUGCGCACAUCCCACGCGUACACAAUCUACAUACCUCACACAACACACACACACCCAUGCAUACCUUUGACUACUCUUCCACCACAAGAGAAAACAGCGAACAGGAGCUAUGAAAAUCAGCUACCCUCUCAACCACUCCUCCUCGUCGUCCUCCAGCCUGGGCUUCACCCUGGGAUACAUUGACACAGCAGCAGCAGCAGCAGCCACUCAAAGCACCGACAUCUCCCAUCACCACCACCACCACCAUCAGCCCGGGCCGUCGCUGCUCUACCAGACCGCGACCUCCUCGGCGCUGGGCGCCCUCAUCGCCUGCUCCAUCGCGGGCAACGCCUUCGUGCUCGCCGCCAUCUACCUGGAGCGCUCCCUGCAGACCGUGGCCAACUACCUGAUUGGCUCCCUGGCCGUCACGGACCUGCUGGUGUCCGUGCUGGUGCUUCCCGUGGCCGCGCUCUACCAGGUGCUGGGCCGCUGGACCUUGGGCCAGGCCGUGUGCGACGCCUUCAUCGCGCUCGACGUUCUGUGCUGCACCUCCUCCAUCCUGCAUCUGUGCGCCAUAGCGCUCGACCGCUACUGGGCCAUCACGGACCCCGUGGACUACGUGAACAAGAGGACGCCCCGCCGAGCGGCGCUCAUGAUCGCCGUCACCUGGGCCGUGGGAUUCUCCAUCUCCAUCCCGCCCGUGCUGGGAUGGAGGCAGGCGGAGGACAGGGCCGACCGGGACGCCUGCAACAUCAGCCAGCACCUGGGCUACACGAUCUACUCCACCUUCGGCGCCUUCUACAUCCCGCUGGUGCUCAUGCUGGUGCUGUACGGGAAGAUAUUCGGCGCGGCCAGGUUCAGGAUUCGCAGCACCAUCAAGAGGUCACAGAAGAGACCUGCGGAGCCCACGGACGUGGUGGUGGUGGUGGUGUCCACCACGCCGGUGGAGUCCCCCCAACAACUGGACGGCGUCAACGGCGGUGGACGGCCCGAGGAGUUGCCGGGGAAGGCAAAGCCCAGGUCGAAUCCGGAUCAGACGGUUCAGCAGCAGCAGCAACAGCAGCAUCUGCAGAAGCAGAGAAGCCUCAAAGAUUCCAUCAAGAAGUCCGUGACGGGCAAAGCGAGACACCAGAGCAUCGCGUCCGACGGCGGAUCAGAGAAACGUGGCAAGCAAUCCCGGCGCGAGACCAUCCGCUCGGAGGAUCUGGGCGACGAGGCGGUGAGGAGGGCGGUCGUGGCCAAGGAGCGCAAGGCGGUCAAGACUCUGGGUAUCAUCAUGGGCUCGUUCGUGCUCUGCUGGCUGCCCUUCUUCGUCGUGGCGCUGGUGGUGCCGUUCUGCGGACCGCCCUGCAAGCUGCCGCAGAUCCUCAUAGCCCUCAUCACGUGGCUCGGCUACUCCAACUCCCUGCUCAACCCCUUCAUCUACGCCUACUUCAAUCGGGACUUCCAGAACGCCUUCAAGAAGAUCGCCAGGUGCAGGUGCUGCAGAGGGAGAGGCAGGUGCUGAAGUGGCCUGGUGGGGUGUGGGGGCUGCUCAGGGUGGUUCUUGAUGACCGUGUCGGAGACAUUGAGUUUGAAUCUGGGCUGAACCCCACCCAUGAUUAAACUCGGUUCUUGUAAGUGUAGGGAGUUGAUGAUCUCACCACGGUCACCAGCGACUGGAGUCGAACUCAAAAGUGUUUCCCUGCUCUAAAGAGUAAUGGGACAGCGCUCACCUCCACUGGUGCUCCUAAGCGAGCGAUGGAAACCCCGCAAUUGAAUACUGAACGGGAACCGUUGACAGCCUCCAUUUCGAACCUGGAUUUCAGCCACCCGUGAACUGAACCGGCUUCUCAAGUGUCACAACGCGGCGGCCUUGACUCGCCCACCGAUGACUCGAGCAAACGCGAACAUAUCUCCGGACGUCUCACGAGGAAUCCAGCAGCACUCUUCUCCGUUGGUUGGCAGUGAGCCACAGUCACGUAGUGUAGGCCAGUCUCUUUGUGGGACCAUUAUUAAACAGCGAGCAAGAACGGCUGAUAUCCUGUGUUCAAAUCUGAGUUGAAACCCAGCGGUGAUUAAGCCGGAGUUCUCACGUGCAAGCCGGUUUGCUUGGUCGGUCUCAGCCCGGUCACCGGUGACUUAGAAAAAUAUAAA
This is a messenger RNA of Petromyzon marinus (sea lamprey), 3144 nucleotides long. RefSeq names its product 5-hydroxytryptamine receptor 1A-alpha-like. Gene Ontology annotation, molecular function: G protein-coupled serotonin receptor activity. The record is from RefSeq and is a predicted model, not a curated record. Gene Ontology annotation, cellular component: plasma membrane. Gene Ontology annotation, biological process: positive regulation of MAPK cascade; adenylate cyclase-activating adrenergic receptor signaling pathway. Lineage: Eukaryota; Metazoa; Chordata; Hyperoartia; Petromyzontiformes; Petromyzontidae.